Messenger RNA from Abrus precatorius (Indian licorice), 2854 nucleotides. Its product is annotated as transcription factor TCP2-like. The coding region runs from base 965 to 2410 and encodes 481 amino acids. The transcript has 6 exons. NCBI's taxonomy places the organism in Eukaryota, Viridiplantae, Streptophyta, Magnoliopsida, Fabales, Fabaceae. Gene Ontology annotation, cellular component: nucleus. The record is from RefSeq and is a predicted model, not a curated record. Gene Ontology annotation, biological process: regulation of secondary shoot formation. Gene Ontology annotation, molecular function: DNA-binding transcription factor activity; sequence-specific DNA binding.
GCGAUAAUUGUUGGAACAAUUUCUUCUUCACUUCUUCAUGUUCUUCUUUUCUUCACUUUCAUGUUUCACCUUAAGCCACUUUGAGUUUAAGCCUUGUACUUUGUUCUCUCUCUUUCUCUCUCUCUAGACAUCACGCAACACAACCACCGCAUACCCUCAAUUUUCCUUCACUUACUUUUCUGUUUUUUCACCUCCUUAGAACAUUCUCAUCUCUCUCUCUCUAUAACCUCAGUUUCAUGUUUACAUGUGCAGAGAGAGGUAUGCAACUGUAAGUGUCAACCAAUCUCCAAAUUCAGCUCCAAAACAUGCUUGUAGGCUUUGGUACUGGAUUUGAGGUGCACUUGAGAAGGAAGCAUGACCAUUUGGAAAAUUCAAUAAUUCCUGAAAUAACACACCAAAUAAGGUGCACAGAUCUGUGAGCUGUGUGAAGAACUCAGUGACUCACGUCGUCAAAACUGGGUUUAUUUCCUUUUCUCUUUGGCAAAAUUCGAUCCCACAGUGUUCAAAGCCAGGGAAAAGCUAUAAAUUAACACAAGCAGAAGCUAAAGGGGGUUUGGCGCAGAUCGGCAACCCAUUUGCAAAAUUUGCUGCUUUAGCUUAAAAACAAAGCUCAAAGACUCAGCAAAGGAGGAGAGGGUGAGGCUCUGAGACCUACACAGUCUUUUGCUUUUGAAAGCUUUCUUUCUGUGACUGAAAAAAGCUUUAACAAAGGCUUCUGACUCGGACCGCGAUUUAUCGUGCUUAAGAAGAAAAAGGCCUUUUUAUUAUCACAACACAGCCAAAGUACUCUCUCAUACUGAAUCAUCGUCAUCAAUGCAAAGCACGACAUAGCAACCCCACCACUCUCAUCACUCUUCACUCUAUUUUCUUCUUUCUCUCUGACACUUAUUGUGAGGGUAAGAGAAGACCAAGUGGGGUGUGUCUAGCUUGAGCUUCUGUUGUUGGAAAAAGGCAUGAUUGUGAUAUGGAGGAGAAUGAGAUUCAAGCACAGGCGUGUAAGUUUCCAAGGGUUGGAAAUGGCAGAAACGAGUCAAACAAGAUAGGCUCCGGCAGAGGGAGUGACCAAUACCAAGAUGAGGAAGAAGAUGGAGAGCUAAGAAGAAGAGGUAGUGGUGGUGGUGGUGGAGGUGGAGGUGGAGGUGGAGGAACUGAUGGUAGCACAAACCAUUUCCAAAGUGGUUGGCAUCACUCUUCAAGAAUCAUAAGGGUAUCUAGAGCUUCUGGUGGCAAAGAUCGACACAGCAAGGUCAUGACUUCAAAGGGUUUAAGAGACAGAAGGGUUAGGCUCUCUGUGACCACAGCUAUUCAGUUCUAUGACCUUCAAGACCGAUUGGGUUAUGACCAACCUAGCAAAGCUGUGGAGUGGCUAAUUAGAGCUGCUGCAGAUGCUAUUUCUGAGCUUCCUUCUCUUAAUAACCCUUUCCCUGAUACCCCUAAACAACUGAGUGAUGAGAAAAGGCCAAGUGAUCAACAAGGCUUUGAUGAUGCAGAUGGUGAUACUAAUUAUCAGCAGAACCAAAGCCAGAACCUUUCUCUGUCCAAGUCAGCUUGUAGCAGCACUUCUGAGACAAGCAAAGGCUCUGGCUUGUCCCUCUCAAGGUCUGAGAACCGUGUGAAGGCGAGGGAGAGGGCAAGGGAAAGAGCGAAGGAGAAGGAAAAAGAGAAAGAGAGUGACUCUAGCAUUGCACAUCAUCACCAUAGUGUGAACCACCCCAUGUCUCACACUGCUUCUUUCACUGAGCUUCUCACUGGUAGGAUUGGUAGUACAGUAACAGUUCCCACAACUACAAGUCCUAAUGGAUCAGUUCAUCAGAUCCAUGGUGGUGAUGAGGGUAACCUAUUCAACAAGGGAACAACACCAAUGGCAUCCACAAGGCAACAUUGGUCUUCAACUGUAACACCUAUGGACUACUUCAGUUCAGGCCUUUUGGUGGGGCCUUCUUCAUCUUCAAGAACUCAUCACCAAUCUUCUUCUGGGUUCUCAGGACAAAUCCAACUGGGACAUACCCUUCCUAUUUCACCAUUCAGUGGUGACAACAACUCUGAUCAGAUGCAGCACUUCUCUUUCAUGCCUGAACAUCUUAUUCCAGCUGCGGUUACUUCUUCUCAUCCAAGUGGGAGUGACUAUAAUCUCAACUUCACCAUAUCUUCGGGCCUUGCUGGUUACAAUAGGGGGACCCUUCAGUCCAAUUCUCCAUCUCUUUUGCCUCAUCAGAGGUUUCAACCUAUAGACGGAUCAUCCAAUCUUCCUUUCUUUAUCGGAGCUCCUGCUCCUGCUUCUGCUCCUCCAACCAUGGACAACAACAACCAUCACCACCUUCAGUUCUCACCUGUCUUCGAUGGUCGCUUGCAACUUUGCUAUGGCGAUGGAAACCGCCAUUCAGACCACAAGGGCAAAGCCAAGAACUAAUCAUGUUCCUGCAAGAUCACAUUUCUCUUGCUCCAUCUUCCGGGAAUUGUGGUCUUUCUUUUUGUAGGAGCGGCAAGCUGUGUCCCAAGCUUGCUUUCUGCAAAAUGGGUGAUAUUUUGUUGGCAUCAAGUGUUGAUAUUUCUUCUUGGAUCAUUUUGCGUCAUUAAAUUACAUUGAGUAUUUUGGACAUUUAUUGACUUAUGCGUGGAGAGUACUUUAUUAUGGAGAAAUGUAAAAGAACCUUGAUUGAAGUUGUUUUUCUGAUUUCUACAAUGCCCUUUGCCAUGGCACUUGAGGCAAUUUUCCUUUUCACAAUCACCAUUUUUUUUUUUUUUAGUUUUCUUCCGAAAAAAUUUGAGGUGGUUUGGUAUGAGCUGAGAUUUGUGUUAAUGACAUCAUGUAGAUCAACAUGUAAGUGAAUGAUUAACACAUGCCUUGAUUUAC